AGUAGAUCUGAAAUUACUCUCGCUGUUUUCUAUUAAUUUUUUAAGUAAAAUGUCUGAAAACGAAGAAAAAACUUCGUUAUUACCACAUCACGUACAACAAGAAUUGUGUACGACACGUUUACCUUAUCGGCAAGGAAGAAAACUAACUGCGGUGAAGGUCUACACUGUCAACAAUGAAUCAACUCAUCUCUUAAUCUUCGGUGUUCCAUCAAUAAAUUUGAGACAAGAAACCAAGUCUUUAGUGCAGCGGUAUGGUGCCAUCAAAAAGUUCAACCUAACCAAAGAAUAUGAGUGCGAGAUAUUCACCGAAGCAUACCACAUUCAGUACGAGAAGAUACAAUCCGCGCGAAUAGCAAAGAAGUACUUAGACUGCAAGAACUACUACGGAGGGGUCCUGCACGUGUGCUACGCCCCAGAAAUGGAAACGGUCAACGAACUAAAAGAAAAACUAAUGGAACGCAGGAAAGACGUGUUCUACAGAUUGCACAAGAACGAACAAGAUUUAUCCUUUAGCAAGAACACAGUUGUUAAUGAAAUUGACAAUGUAAUCCAAGAAAAAGUCAUGGAGAAAGCUAAAUUGAAUAUGGGCAAUUUUAACCUUAUACAUUCUAAUAAAAGGAAGGCGAUUAAUAGUAAUUUAGUUAAUAAAAGGCUUAGAAAUAGCCAUCAUUUAACAGAUUAUAAAAAAAUAAACGCAAAAAUAGAUGUUUUAGAAAACAAUGUCACUAUACAAAAAAGUCCUAAAAUUGAAUUAAAACACAAAGAUAAUGUCGAACUACAAAAAAGAUUGAAGACUGAUAUUGACAUUGUCGAUUGUACUAGUACAGAGAGAGAAACGAUUACUAACAUUAAUGAAGCAUUGAAUUACAAUAAAUUCGGAAAUGAAAUAAUUAGGAAUGUCAUUAAUAAACCUCCUAAUAAAAUUAUAUUUAGUUUUAAUAAAAACAGCUAAUGAAAUUUGAGGUUUUCAUUUAUUGACCGACA
Messenger RNA from Bombyx mandarina (wild silkworm), 984 nucleotides. Its product is annotated as RNA-binding protein 48. Gene Ontology annotation, molecular function: nucleic acid binding. Lineage: Eukaryota; Metazoa; Arthropoda; Insecta; Lepidoptera; Bombycidae. Gene Ontology annotation, cellular component: nucleoplasm. The record is from RefSeq and is a predicted model, not a curated record.